GCAACAGAACUAGACAAAUGACAUCUGUUCCCAAAUGUCCAUUGAAAAGUGUUAAGAGUAGACUUGGAGUAUUUCAAAGGUUUUGAUAUUUUAACUGUGUGCUGUAAAGGGCGUUGGUGAUGGUGGACAUAGCCGCCGACCUGAGCACUCUGUGUUUUGAGAGCGGGCUCGCUGACGACGAAAAGAAGUUACUUUACCUCCGUGCGCGCUCGGCUGGACUGACAUUUUGCGGGUGUGCGCACGCAGCUUUCGUGUGUGAACUCAUCGACUCGCUAAGAUGUGCCAUCAAAAGGCGCACAGCUAAAAUCAGAAAGCCAGUGGCACCAGGAGAGGACGACGACCUCCGCGUGGGCAUACUUGGGAUGGGGCAUCUGGGAAAACAGCUGUGCCUAGCACUUCUUGAAAAGACCAAAAUAAAACCCUCAAAUAUUAAGAUCUCCACUAGGAGACCAGAGUUAGCAGUGGAAUUUGUCCAUACAGAAGUUGAAUGUUUCUUUGACAAUCGCAGACUGGCAGCAUGGGCGGAUGUUCUUUUCCUUUGCUGUCUUCCCUCUCAAAUCCCGAAAGUCUGCGUUGAUCUCUGCUCUCAUCUGGCAAAACACUGCCUUGUGUACAGUUUCACCUCUGCCAUUCCCGUCACCAAAUUAGCUAAGCUUCUUGGACACGACUACAUCCUGAAGCCGAAGUAUGACGUUGUCUCUUGUGACACUGUGGAUGUUUGGCUGUCCUGCAGUCCCGUGGCCACAGCUUUAUCAGAUCCUUUGCUGAUAGAAGCAUCGUGUCCUCUCACAAUGAAAGGAGGUAUUUCUCUGGGUCUGAACUGGGUGUGUGCGGUGCUGUAUAUCCUGUUGAAUAUCUGCACCUCUGCCAGUCUGGGAUCCAAUGAGGCUCUCCUCUUAAUUAAAUCAAUAUUUAAAGAGAAAUGUGGAGACACUGUGCAAUUAAAUGCACACAGUUUCAUCAAUUCAUCCUAUGCAUCUUCUCUUCUCUCAGAUGAGCCUUUUCCCUGGAUUUCACUUACGGAUGCCCAGAUCAGGGAGACCCCGCUGCUGCGCUUUCUAUCAAGCAGUAAAUCUGUGCAACAGCGCCUCUCUGCAGCUUAUAAAUCCCAGAUGGAGACACCAGCAAAGUAACACACUGAUCAGCCACAGCAUUAAAAUCACUAAUAGGUGAACUCAGUCUCUGUGAUGAAAAAAUCUGCUGGGAAACCGCACAGAAGCCCCGUGGCACCCUGUCACAUUCAAAGACUGCUCAAAUUGAGUGGGGAAUAAGUAGCUUAAUAGAUGGCAACCCAAACCUGCAAAGGGUACAUUCAUGGUGUUAGGUGGGUGUAUUUAUUGUUGUUGCCGAUCAGCGUAAAACUAUUGUGUUACACAAGCAGUUUCACUUAUCCUUAUGCAGUAUUAAAGACGCAGUAAAGUUACAGUUGGUUAAAAACACUUGUGUCACAUUUUGAAACCAUACAUAACAAUAUGAACAAAUUAAAAAUGAAAUAAAAGUCAGUUUUGCUUCUUUUUAUGACCCGAGUUAAAUAAUGAAGCUGGUCAGUGUGCUUCCAAUUCAAAAUUUGUAUUACUGUGUUACAUUUUCAAUUUUGAAAAUCAUUUUAUAACAUGAAGGACUCACUAAAGUUUGUGAAAUGUAGAUAUAGGUUUACUUCAAAUACUUUUAUGCAGUAGAGUUACAGUGCUGUGCAAAAGUCUCAAGCUUAAUAUAUUUUUUUAUUUUCUCUAUUAAGCUACUCAACACUGACCUAUGAAACAUUAAAGCAUCAAAUGCACUCA
Messenger RNA from Oreochromis niloticus (Nile tilapia), 1784 nucleotides. It is a transcript of the gene noxred1, whose product is annotated as NADP-dependent oxidoreductase domain containing 1. Gene Ontology annotation, biological process: L-proline biosynthetic process. Lineage: Eukaryota; Metazoa; Chordata; Actinopteri; Cichliformes; Cichlidae. The transcript has 6 exons. The record is from RefSeq and is a predicted model, not a curated record. The coding region runs from base 120 to 1133 and encodes 337 amino acids. Gene Ontology annotation, molecular function: pyrroline-5-carboxylate reductase activity.